Leptinotarsa decemlineata (Colorado potato beetle) is the source of this 795-nucleotide messenger RNA. RefSeq names its product glutamate receptor U1. Gene Ontology annotation, molecular function: ligand-gated monoatomic ion channel activity. The record is from RefSeq and is a predicted model, not a curated record. Lineage: Eukaryota; Metazoa; Arthropoda; Insecta; Coleoptera; Chrysomelidae. Gene Ontology annotation, cellular component: membrane.
UCGAUGAACAUAUCACAGCUGAACCACAUUUACCUCAGAGGGUACUUGGAGAAUGACGUUAACAACAUUUCCGAAGGACUCAUGAGAGUGACAAGAGGUAGUUAUGGAUUCUUCGCGUCCAGUCACUUGGCAAGGAAGCAGCUCUUGAAUAUCAGUAACUACAGAUGCAGAUUCAAAAUCGAUGAGAUUCCCAUAAGAUACACUGUGGACCAUAUGGCUUUCGUUACAGCCAAAAAAUCGUCAUACAGAAAGUUGAUAAAUUUAAGUAUCAUCAAAAUGUAUGAAACCGGAGUAUACAAGUAUAUCCACAACCACAUUCACCCUGAUCUUCCGAAGUGCGACAAGAAAAAGAUGUACCAGAGCGCCAGAUUGGUUGACUUGACUACGGCUUUCGUCAUUCUUAUCCUGGGACAUGUUGGGGGCGUGAUUUUUCUUAUUGCAGAGUGCAUUUGGAACAGAAAAAGAAAUAUACCCAGAUAUUUCAGAAACAAAGUUUCAAACUCACAGUCAAGAACAGUUCAGCAAGGGUUUGUGCUUUAAAGUCAGUGGCGUAAAAGAGGUCCUGGAAAAUUCAUUGGAUGGGUCCCUAAGAAAAAUCGCCACAUUGUAAUAUACAUUCAAUAAAUCACUGAUAUAGUUACCCAACAGUAAUGUUGUGUCCAUUUCAAUUUCAUUUCUCAUUUUCGAAAGCGUAGGUAUUGAUAAUUUUUAUUGUAAUAGUAGUUUGAUGUUAACAAGAUAUUUAUUAAUAAAAUUCUCCUCAGUGUCACUAUUUUUCGGGUUUGAAGGUCGUGG